Molecule: messenger RNA, 252 nt
Organism: Durusdinium trenchii
Lineage: Eukaryota; Dinophyceae; Suessiales; Symbiodiniaceae
Source: the annotation of a GenBank genome assembly
AUGCCGGGCUUGCCAGAGAUUUUUCUGCCGGAUGUUUGUUCAACCUCGGAGGCCACCAGCCCUUCAAGGACCUCGUCGGGCCGUUCCAGCGGAAGCCACCGCGGCUUCCGGUGGAAGGCUCUCGAGUGGCAGGCGACUGCGUCGGAGAGCGAAGGUGAUCUACCAGAGAGCGAGGCAUCCAGAGAAGCUUCCAGGCGCACGAUGCAACGACCUGAGGAUUGGACUGAAACAGGGGUCCAGCAGCCGAACUAG